AGCGGCGAAUGAAAAAAAGGAGAAAAGCAGCCAUCAACCACGCACCCCGCCGGAAAAGGUUUGGACGAAGAAAAAGGAAAAGUUUUGGAGCGCUUUGGUGUGGCAGGGAAUCGUUCCGGAAUCGCUGGCCACCUUCUCUAAACUCUAGUGCAAAAGGUCACGAUGGCGGGCAGAAGAGUACCGGCGAACGAGGAUCUCUCGAAUGUGGAGUUCGAGACGAGCGAAGAUGUCGAGGUGCUGCCGACGUUCAACUCCAUGGGCCUCCGGGAAGAGCUGCUGCGGGGUAUUUACGCGUACGGCUUCGAGAAACCUUCCGCUAUCCAGCAGCGCAGCAUUCAGCCCAUCGUAAAAGGGCGCGAUGUCAUCGCCCAGGCACAGUCCGGUACGGGUAAGACGGCGACCUUCUCCAUCUCGAUUCUACAGUCGAUGGACACGACACUGCGCGAAACGCAGGUACUCUGCCUGUCGCCGACCCGCGAGUUGGCGGUCCAGAUCCAGAAGGUCAUACUUGCGUUGGGCGAUUUCAUGAACAUUCAGUGUCACGCGUGCAUCGGUGGCACGAAUCUCGGCGAGGACAUUCGCAAGCUGGAUUACGGACAGCACGUCGUCAGUGGUACGCCGGGCCGUGUGUUCGACAUGAUUAAGCGGCGUGUUCUGCGCACACGCUCCAUCAAGAUGCUGGUGCUGGACGAGGCCGACGAGAUGCUAAACAAGGGCUUCAAGGAGCAAAUCUACGAUGUAUACCGCUACCUUCCACCGGCCACUCAGGUCGUGCUGAUUUCGGCUACCCUGCCUCACGAGAUUCUGGAAAUGACCUCCAAGUUUAUGACGGAUCCGAUCCGCAUCCUCGUCAAGCGCGAUGAACUGACGCUCGAAGGUAUCAAGCAGUUUUUCGUGGCCGUCGAGCGCGAGGAGUGGAAGUUCGAUACGCUGUGCGACCUGUACGACACGCUGACCAUCACCCAGGCGGUUAUCUUCUGCAACACCAAGCGCAAGGUGGAUUGGCUGACGGAGAAGAUGCGCGAGGCCAACUUCACCGUUAGCUCGAUGCAUGGCGAUAUGCCACAGAAGGAGCGUGACGAGAUCAUGAAGGAGUUCCGAUCGGGACAGAGCCGUGUGCUGAUCACGACCGACGUUUGGGCGCGCGGUAUCGAUGUCCAGCAGGUGUCGCUGGUCAUCAACUACGAUCUGCCGAACAACCGUGAGCUGUACAUUCAUCGCAUCGGUCGGUCAGGCCGAUUCGGGCGCAAGGGUGUGGCCAUCAAUUUCGUCAAAUCGGACGACAUCAGAAUUCUGCGCGACAUUGAACAGUACUACUCCACCCAGAUCGAUGAGAUGCCCAUGAAUGUGGCAGAUUUAAUUUAAGUCAUUUCAACCGAUCCUCUCUACUUGAGGGGUUUGUCAUCAUGGAAAAUCCCAAUUUCUAUCGUUCAUUCACGAGGGAUUGAAAUUAUGUGGUGUAGCGAGGUAUUUACUCUUCGUAAGAAUAAUGAAUUAUGCUUACAACUCACCUGUAAUCAUAGAUUCUACGCUGCUGUAUCUAUGCAACUUUCACGAUUUAACGACUCUUGAAAUAUAACUAAAACUAUGGAUUGUAA
Messenger RNA from Anopheles aquasalis, 1598 nucleotides. Its product is annotated as eukaryotic initiation factor 4A-III. Lineage: Eukaryota; Metazoa; Arthropoda; Insecta; Diptera; Culicidae. Gene Ontology annotation, molecular function: RNA helicase activity; nucleic acid binding; ATP binding. The record is from RefSeq and is a predicted model, not a curated record.